Messenger RNA from Orbicella faveolata, 1832 nucleotides. RefSeq names its product gonadotropin-releasing hormone II receptor-like. The record is from RefSeq and is a predicted model, not a curated record. Gene Ontology annotation, biological process: cellular response to hormone stimulus; G protein-coupled receptor signaling pathway. Gene Ontology annotation, cellular component: plasma membrane. Gene Ontology annotation, molecular function: peptide binding; G protein-coupled receptor activity. Lineage: Eukaryota; Metazoa; Cnidaria; Anthozoa; Scleractinia; Merulinidae.
UUGAACUACAGAUAAAAUACAUACAAUUUUAUACAUUUAGGUCAACUAUUUUGUAUUUUAUAUUUUUGCCUAUUAACGUACUUUCUCUAGCCAUAUUCUCUUUCGUAAGUUCUACAUUUAGAACACGAUAAGUGUCAGCUAUCAUCUUAAUAGUGAAAGUUGAAUGUUCAAAGUCACAAAUCAUGUUGCUUGUCUUCCACCGACGAUAUGGCAAUUAAAAAGUUAUCAAACCAUUCAUGAAUGUCUUUCGACAGUUUUUCAUUUUGUUUGCGCCAUUCACUUAACCUGGUCACGUCCAUGAAAAGUGCUCCUGUCAUCCCGCUUGUAAACAAAUCAGUCACAUGACCCUGUUAUGCAUAAUGAGUGUAGAGCAAGCACGGCUGAAAUUCAUUUAUCAUUUUGUUUAUCAUUGCAGCGAAUAAUGCUCACUUCAGUGACGCUGAAUUGAGAUUAAAUAUGGUAGAUGCAACUUAUCACAUCGCAAAUGUUUUUACAGUAGGAGUGACAACUCUCCUUGCUAUCCUGGGUAAUGUCACUGUCGCCUACGUUUUGAUUAAGCGUUGGAAAGUACUUCUUCAAAACCGGCCGACUUACCAGUUUAUUUUGAACCUGGUCCUGUCGGAUCUUGUCGUCGGUAUAUUGCUUUGCCCUCUUGAAUUCAUACGGCGACUCGCCGGUACAUGGAUAUUCGGAACAGCCCUUUGUAAAAUCGUCGCUUUCGUCCAAAUCUCGGCGUCCGGUACAGCCGCAAUGUUUCAUACACUUAUCGCAGUUGAUCGAUAUCGAUGUUUGGUUCAUCCCCAUCUCCCCAAACUCAAACCAAGACUCGUUAGGCGGCUGAUAGCGCUGUCAUGGGGAGUUCCUGCCUUGGUGGCCACUCCAUAUCUGUACAUGUUUCAAGUUGUCCAGUUCAAUUUCUACCAAAUGUGCACGCCACUUGCCAUUCCACUGCCAUGGCUCGACAAAUUUUACGAAGCUGUUGAGUUUGGCGUGGCGUACCUAUUUCCUUUCUGUGUCAUAUGCUGGUGUUAUUACCAGGUCAUCAGGAUAACACUUGGAAGGCAACCUCCUGUUUCAGGGUCGGCACAUGGAGCCACUGCACGAAUUGCUCUUCGACGAAGCAGAAGGCGAGUCACGAAAACAGCCUGCUUGAUCAUGGUGGCUUUUAUUAUCUGCUGGUCCCCGACAUUUGUCUUGAGUAUUUGGAGAAUUGCCUCCGGCACAGAAAGUGUACAUCAUGGCCAUACGCUGUAUGAAGUUUCCUUUUUUGGAACACUUAUUAACGAAGCAAUCAAUCCAAUCAUUUACAGUGUAUAUGACCAGAACAUGAAUGUUUGCGGUUACAUCUUGAGUGGACAUCGUGUACGCGUCUUUAACGAGUCCGAAACUGCAUCUAGUGCCGUUAGAACCAAUAACAGGAUUCACAACGGCAGUAUAAACACGAUAAGGCAGUUGCAGUUUUAGGAACCAUCUCAACAACCGCCUGAUUGCAUGUUUUGCUUUUAGUGUAUCAAGCUAUGGAAACUGUAAUUUAUGCUUGGUUAAUUAACUUUAAGAACUUCCUUAUGGUAUAAACCUUGAGGGCCAAUUUGUUUUCAAUUGUGUGCGCAGUUUAAGUCGCUUAUAUUUCAUCGCACUGGUGUGACAAUAUGUGUCCUAUUGUCAGGCGGAGAAAGCAAAGAUUUGGCCUAAGGGUCCAUUAAGAGUCAUUUAAGAGCCUCAUAAUUGUGUUGUAGAUAGCCAGCUAGCAAAAGCUCAUUUUGACAACUACAUGUCCAAGAGGUACUGAGUGCAUUUUUUCCAUUCAUUACCGAAAUCCAAAUUUGUCAGUG